UUCGUCUGUGCGAUCGUCCAUGGCGAUCUCAAGCCCCGUGCCCCGUGAGGCCGUGACACCGGGACAGGUGUCAUUUUUGCUUGGAUUUAUCCCACUUUUUGUGGCAUGGAUGUAUUCAGAAUGGUUGGAGUACAGAGAGUUCGGCAUCUACUAAACCAAUUACAGCCGUGAUCUCUUUCUUUUUCUGUACUUCUUAUUCUUGCAGCAGCAAUGACUUCUGAUCUUGCUUCGAGGUUCUCCAGAAGGGCUCGCCAUUGUGUUGGCAAGAGAGUUGACGCAACUGAGCAAUGCGUAGGUUAAUCAAAUUAGAGAAGAGAAAUAAUCCUCCAUCCCUUUGCCUUUUCUUAUUACUAUCUUUUUAUACACUUUUCCUUCAAACCUUUCAUCUUCCUCAUUAAUGAGGUUGUACUUAUUACAUGAGAGUAAUGAACCAAUUAUUGAUUCAUUAAUUACAAGAGAUCUUUUGUCUCCUUACAAACUUUUAAAGAGGCUAUGAUUGAUAAGGACAUAGUAAAUGCACAUGACUAUUAAUUUGCUUCUGUCUGUUCCCUUUCUCACGUAUCUAUGAGCCCAUGAACACUGAAUAUAAGCGACGUUGGGUAUUUAAUGUAAGCCACAAUAACGUAUUGAGUUAAUGCAGUAAUUCUACCGAUCGGUGACUUGGUAAUUUGCCUCCCGAACAACAGGAUGCUCGAGUUAUGACAUGAUUUCUCAAAACCUAGAAAGGUUAUUGAGCGCUAAGCAAUGACUCUACUCUAAACCCGCUUGGUAAGACUUAGAAACGAUAAGAGCUUUCAGGGUGAAUGAAUUGUCCACCCUCGAUCAGCUUGAUCAUUACUCGAGCGGUGUACUUCCCUCCUCGACCUUGACUUUGACUACUACCUCAUUUGCUACAUUGACUUCUUGAUGCCAUGUGACACCUUCUUAAUGCAAAUCAAUGAUGAAGAGUUGCUACCAUUGACUACACUACUGAUCGGACCAAAAGAACAUCGUUUAUGUUAGUAGACACAACCUUCUCAUAUAAUGUCAUCUUAGGGAGGCUGACAUUGAAUGCUUUUCAAGCAAUCGUUUCCACCUAUCACCAGAACAUCAAGUUUCCGAUUGACAACCGGGUAGGUGAAGUAAGAGGCGAUCAACUAGCAUCUCGGAAAUGCUACAUAGAUGUUAUUCGGCUUGAGUCACGGAAAGCUCGAAGAACCAUGGAGACUUUUUAAAUAAUUCAGGAGUUUCCAUUACCUCGACCAGAUAAAGAAGAAAAGCCACAGCGCUCGGAAGGAAAAGAACAAGAAGAGAUCUGCGUACAUCCCGAGCGAGACUUUUUAAAUAGUUCAGGAGUUUCCAUUACCUCGACCAGAUAAAGAAGAAAAGCCACAAUGCUCGGAAGGAAAAGAACAAGAAGAGAUCUACGUACAUCCCGAGCGAGAGGACGAGGUUACAGGAAUAUCCGCUGAUCUGGAGCCAGGGUUGAAGCAACAGCUAAUAGACUAUUUGAAGAAAAAUUAUGAUGUCUUCGCCUAGUCACCAAAAGAGGUCAAGGUGUUCCUCCCAAUUUGAUAGUGCACAAGUUAAAUAUAUUGCCGGAUUCCUGACUAGUCAAACAGACGAGACAUUUCAGUGCAGAACGGAAUCAAAUUAUCCAAGCAGAGGUUGAUCAACUCCUAGAGGCAGGAUAUGUAAGAGGUGCAAUUCCUGACCUGGCUCGCAAAUGUAGUAUUAGUUCCAAAGCUGAGCGGUAAGUGACGAGUCUGUAUUAAUUUUCGAAACCUUAAUAGAGCGUGUCCGAAAGACUAUUAUCCUCUCCCUCGCAUAGACCAGAUGGUAGAUUCAACCUUUGGGUGUGAGUAUAUUUAUAUGUUAGAUGCCUUUCAGGUAUAUCAUCAAGUCCUGUUGGAUCUAAAUGAUCAAGAAAAAAUAAGUUUUGUCACUACUAACGGAACAUUUUGUUUUGUUGUUAUGUCGUUCGGUCUCAAAAAUGCGGGAGCCACUUAUCAGAAGAUGAUGGAUUGACAUUUAAACACCAGAUUAGGCGAAAUCUUGAAGUCUAUGUGGACGACAUACUUAUUAAGAUAGUUCAUGGACAAGACUUGAGCACUGAUAUUCAAGAGACAUGUAACACUCUGAGACGGUAUGGACUUAAACUAAAUCCAAAGAAGUGUGUCUUCGGAGUGAAGAGCGGCGUUUUCUGGGAUAUAUGGUGACCGAGGGGGGACCAAGACCAACCCAGACAAAGUAGAGGCUUUGCAACAUAUGACUCCUCCCCGGAACCUUCAGGGGACUCAAAGGUUAUUGGGCCGAAUAGCCGCUCUAUCAAGGUUAAUUUCCCGAAUGGCUGAUCGAAGUCUGCCCUUCUUCAAAAUCCUUUGUAAGGCUUUAAAAUUUGAGUGGGAUGUCAAAUGUGAUCAAGCCCUCAACGAACUCAAGGAAUAUCUUGCUGGAUUACCUGUGCUAUCCAAACUAGUAGUGGGUGAUGUUUCUAUAUUUAUCUGCGACUUAGCAGGCAGUCGACUCAGUUCUGUCACGGGAGGAAGGUACUAUUCAAUAUCCCAUAUAUUUUCUGUCAUUUAUUAAAAAAAUAUCAAAAAUAAGAUAUUCCAUAUUGGAGAAAUUGAUGUUAGGAUUGGUCUUAAUCGCUCGACGGUUAAGACCAUAAUUUUUGGCUCAUUUUAUUAUUAUUCCCACAAAUAGUCAGCUCGGCCGGGUUCUUAUUAACCUUGGAGUUUUUGGGCGACUUGUAAAACGGACAACUGAACUAGGAGAAUAUGACAUUCAAUAUCAACCCUGCAUGACAAUUAAAGCUCAGACUCUAGCAGACUUUAUGGCAGAGGUAUCCAAUCCAAAUUAUGAUGAGACCUGGAAGGCAGAUGUGGAUGGUUCUUCCAAUCGGCUGGCUAGCGGAGUAGGAGUCUUGUUAAUUUCACCUCGGGGAAAUGUCAUACAGUUAGUCGUUCGACUCAACUUUCGAGCAUCUAAUAAUGAGACUGAAUAUGAAGCUCUGUUAUUUGGUCUCCACGCAACAGGAAGAGUAGGAGCCGUUCGGAUAGUUAUUUAUUGUGACUAACAACUUGUGGCACAACAGUUGGAAGGUACUUUUGAAGUCUGGAACGAGCGACUGAAAAGAUAUGUGGAGGCAUUUGAACAGUUAAAGAUUAACUUAAUUCUUGGAAGUCAGUUAAAGAUUAACUUAAUUCUUGGAAGUCUUCAAAAGAUAUCCCAAGCGAAGAAUAUGAGAGCAGAUGAACUAGCAAAGAUGACAAGUGCUUUAGCCUCGUAGACGUUGGAUAGCCCGAGCUCUCAAACUCUAUACAUAGCUCAGAUAAGCCAUACUACCGAGUGGGAAGAAGAUUGGUGAAAUUCUAUGAUCUCCUUCCUCCAGAAUAGAACAUUACCUGCCGACUUGGCUAAAGCUCUUACACUUAAAACAAGAGCUGCUCGGUUUACCUUGAUCGGGGAGCAAUUAUAUUGCUGUGUCUUUGUUCGUCCUUUACUUAAAUACCUUGGACCUGAUGACACUGAUUAUGUCAUGAGGAAAAUUCAUUAAGGCAUAUGUGGAAAUCAUAUAGGAGGAAGCGAAAGGUGUUAUUGGCAGGAUAUUAUUGGCCUACAUUACAGGUGGAUAUAGUUAAAUUUGUAGCCUCUUGUGAGCAUUGCAUGUCAUAUCGCCCAACCGAGCAGCUUAAAAUUUCUAUUGUGUCAUAUUCGUUUGACUAAAUGGAGAAUAAAUAUGGUAGACCCCUUCUCGAUCAGUCAAAAAGCAAAAGAAAUUCCUAUUGGUCAUCAUCGAUUAUUUUUCCAAAUGGGUAGAAGCUGAAACUCUUGCUCAGAUCACAAAAGUAGUCAUGAAAGUGUUUUGGCAAAAUAUUGUUUGUCGAUAUGGAGUACCUCACAAAAUAGUAUCUGAUAACGAUCAGCAAUUUCAAGGGCGCAAGCUUCGGGAAUGGUGUGAAGGACUUGGUAUUCAUUAAACUUUCACUUUUGUACCUUAUCCUCCGAGCAAUGGGCAAGCAGAGGUUGCCAAUAGGGAAAUUAUUCGUGGCCUCAAGAUAAAGCUAGACCACGUGAAAGGCAGUUGGGUUGAAGAACUACCGGGCAUCAUGUGGGCUUAUCGAACAACUUCAAGAGAAAGCACUGGUGAAACUCCUUUUCAUUUAGUUUAUGGAGCGGAAGCAGUGGCGCCGAUCGAGGUAGGAGAAGAGUCAAUUCGUAGGCAAAACUAUGAUGAAGAAUAUAACGCUAAGCCACGCUUCAUUGAUCUAGACUUGGCUACUGAAAUUAGGGAAAAAGCAGUCGCUCAGCUUACUACAUAUAGGCGUAUAACAAGAAGGUAAUCCCUCGAUCAUUUCAAGUUGGGGACUUAGUAUGGCGAAGAAUCAAACUGAUCGGGGAUGUCAACAAACUUGAUCUAAAAUGGGGGAGUCCUUACUGGGUGAUUGUCAAGUUAAGCUCGGGGAGUUAUUAUCUAGAAGAGCUCAACGGGAAAAAGCUACCUUGACCGUGGAGUGCUAACCAUUUGCAGCUUUACAGAAGUCACUGAAGCUUAUCUCCUUUAUGUUGUUUAAAGAUAAAUAUAUGCUUCAUUUUUUGGGAAAUAAAACUUUAUUAUUGCCCAGCCUUUCUGCUGCAAUGUCUUAAAAUAUUCUUUAAACGAGGGUUCAACCUUUCCGAGCGGAAGCUAACCAAAGACAUCUUCUAAAUGAGGGUUCAACCUUCCCGAGGAAAAUCUAACUAAAGAUAUCUUCUAAAUGAGGUUUCAACCUUCCCGAGCGGAAGCUAAAGUUAUACAAAGAGCAAUAUUUUCUAAGUGUUAUGUUCUCGGGAGGUAGCCAUAAUCUAUUCGACACAUUAUUCUCUCCCCGAUGAGACAUACAAUAGACAUAUAGAAGCUUAGAGACAUACCGUUGUAUAAUUAAAACAGAUUUAAGCAAGGCAAGAAUUUAUAUGUGCUCGAAAGAUUUCUGAUGCUAAGUUUCAUUUAAGCAAGACAAGGACUUAUAUAAGGUCGAAAGACUUUAGGAGCUCAAAAGCUAUACAAAGAUCGACCAAGCUACAAAUUGCUUACAAAGUCUUUUCAGAUUUAGGUAAAUCCUCCCACACUUUUUCUAAGUCGAGAAAAUCUAGGUUGGUGUCUGGGGGAAUCAAUCCCACUCUAAGAAAUUGUUGGGAAGCUCCUUCGAGCCCUUGCUUCAAUCUUUUCAAAAUCUGAGCGAAUAUUCCUCGGAUUUUGGGAAGUCCGCUUUGAAAUCCGCUCUGCGCUCUUCUUCUUGGGCUUUAUAAGAAGCCAUCUCUUAUUGAGCGUCCUCCAGCAGUGUCACCACCUUCGCCUCGCUCUGAAUAGCGUUAGCCAUCUGCUUGUGAAGGGUGGUAGUUUCUCCAUCAGCCUGUGUGGUCUUGCAGAUCAGCACUUGUUUAUCCAGUGCAGCGAGCCAAACCUCUUGUUCAGUGAGUCAGGAAGUAAGCUUGUCCAGGCCGGCUUCCAGCGAGAUAACUUUGGAUUGUGAUGAUUUUUCCCUCUGAAUUGCUUCAUUUAAAUUAGCUUGGAGGAAAAACACUUGUGCGCUGGAAAGUUCUAGUUCCUUGUGGAGCCUAGCAGUUGAGUUUCUCUGGAUGAGACAUUCUUCUUUUGCUCGAGCAGCUUCUGCUUUAGCCUCAUCGGCCACUCGGGUAGGCUCUGCUAUACGCACUUCUAGAUCAGUGAUUUGUUGCAGCAGUUGACCAUCUGCUUAACCAGUUCGGGAAUGUAGCUAUGGAUGUGCAUGUGUUCUGACCAUAGCUACACAAAGAAUUUUCAGCUACCUUAAUUGACUAUGUAAGGAAGCUAAGACAACAAAUGUAAAAUGUGUACCUUAAGCAGAGUACCAUUUGUGUGGUGGCUAACUUUUAGCAGGUCUAUUUUUUCUAAUGACUUAGCAUAAUCACUAGUCUUCAACAUUUGUAUCAUACUGGCCUGGCGCGCUAUAUCUUUCGAUUGGUAGGGACUAGGAGGAAUCCGAGGAAAGAUAAGGCUCGAGGAACCUUCUAGCUCGGGUACGAAGUCACUUUCGGUUAGGCCCACUGGAACGAUAGGCGGUGUCUCAGAUACAGAGGGCACAUAACUGGUGACUGGAGAACUAAUUAAGGGUUCUCCAGAAGGCUCCCUAAUUGUAAUACUUGUUCUCGAUCGGGGGGAAGGUCUCUCAAGCGAAGCCGUCGUUCGGCUGGGAGGCUUGGGGCGCUUGCCCCUCCUAAUUCUCAGAGGGGAAGCUGGUGCUUCGAUCUCCUCGUCGAUCGGGGAAAGGGCCACUCUACUGAUCUGGAUCCAUAGUUGGUUAAGGGACAGAGUGAACAAUAUCUUCUACUCGCUCGGCCACGGGUGGCAGUGCUUUAGAAUCCACCUCAAAGGUGGUGGCAUCUCGGCUUGAUGAGGCAAUCUCAACGCUCGUGCCCAAGGGCUCUCGAGGGGAAGGUAGGUCGACCUCGCCUGAAGCAGCACCAUCGGCAUCCGAUGAAACUCUUGGAGUAAUCAGAGCUCGAAAAUCCGCUCGGUUGGCCUUUAGGAGCUUGCUCAUUGAAGCUGUAUCCUUUGUAGGUCGACAAGAAAAGUACGUUAGUUCUCACCGAAGAUAAAGACUAGGAAAUGCUUACUCAGCGACUUCUUAAGAUCGGCGGCGUUAGGACUUAAACGAGGCCGAUAGAGAAGACCUUCAUUUUGGAUUAUGGCGGUUUAGUUGAAGCACAUGCCGACUAGUGUCUCUAACACCCAUUGAUACUCGGGAUUCUUCUUAUACUUCCCGAGUGGCGGUGGUUUUGGGAGCUCUCCUCUCUAGCCAGUCAAAAAGUUGAAAAGGGUCGGCGGUUUCAAAUAGAAAAUUUUGUUCUUCCGGCCUUUGUGAGACUAGGGGUUGCCUUCUAAAAACUUACAUCCAGCUCUGGACAUAAAAUGAAAGGCUUCUAACUCAACUCGCUUUGGAUGAAAGAAGGAGUGGAAGAAAGUAGGGGUGAGUGGGAUGUCAUAUAAUCUGAAAAUCACAGCCACCCUACACAGAAUUCUAAUAGCAUUCAGUGCUAGCUGAUGAAGGGAAAUUCCAAAAUACGUACACACGUCUCUGACAAACUCGGGAACAGCGAAGCGAAGACCGCUCUCUACUUGGUUGUAAAAGAAUGUAGUGAAACCGGGAGGAGGCAUCGAGGGUACGUGGUCCCCUCUAGUCACCUGAAUCACAUAAUCAGGAGGAAUGUCAUAGUAGAGGAAUGCAUUGUCUCAUACCAUGGGAUGAAAGCCAAUUGGAAGUUUUUGAGAAAGAGACUUAACAAACAAAGGGAGCCAAAUGAAAUUGAGGACUUACAUGAGAAUAAGGGAGUAUAGACGAUGAAGAGAGACGUCAAAAGCUUAGAGGCGGCAAAGAAGACAAAAUGUUUAGAGAUCCUAAUAUAGCAUUGAUUCCUCGACGUGGUCGUCAUAUCAAAAGUUGCUAAGGGGCGGGAUUUAAUUGCCGUCUAGUGUGCAGAGUAUACUCAUCUGUGUUAGCACUUUGGAACAACUAAUAGUCACAUCACUUGAUGUGACCAUGAUGCGACCUUAUUUCGGUAAAUGACGACUCAUAAGGUUAUUGAUUCGCUGAGGAUGACACGUCACCAAUCAUGACACGCCUCAUUAAUGGAUGCCACGACUUUAAAUGAACAAAUCUCACGGAUUCUUUUGCAAUAAAUAAAUGCAGAAGGCUUCCCUCUCUCUCUCUCCACGUGACAACGAUAAUUAGCUUUUAACUAAGUUACAUCUCUAGUCAGUCAACUAUACACUUCCUUUGACUGAACUAAAGGGGGAGGCUUAUAACGUGGCGGUUCACAGGAGGUGCCACGUGGUGUUAAGAAGUCAAUAUAGCAAGUGAGGUGGCAGUCAAAGUUAAGAUCUAGGAGGGGAGAUACACCAUUCGUGUAAUGAUCAAGCUGAUCGAGAGUGGGUAAUUCAUUUACCAGGAAAGUCCUAAUCGUUUCUAAGCCUUACCGAGCGGGUUUAGAGUAGAGUCAUCGCCCGACGCUUAGGUAUCAUUUCUAGAUUUUGAGAAAUCGUGUCAUAACUCGGACAUCUUGCUGCUCGGGAGGUAAAUUACCGAGUCACCGAUCGGUAGAAUUGUUGCAUUAACUUGAUACGUUAUUGUGGCCUACAUUAAAUGCCCAACACCGCUUAUAUUUAGUGUUCAUUAUGGGCUCAUAGAUAUGUGAGAAAGGAGAACAGGCAGAAGAAGCAAAUUAAUAGUCAUGUGCAUUUACUAUGUCCUCAUCAAUCAUAGCUUCAUUAAAAGUUUGGAAGGAGACGAAAGAUCUCUUGUAAUUAAUGAACCAAUAAUUGCUUCAUUACUCUCUUGUAAUAAAUACAACCUCAUUAAUGAGGAGGGUAAAAGGUUUGAGAGAAAAGUGUAUAAAAGGGUAGUAAUAAGAAAAGGCAAGGGAGCGGAGGAUCAUUUCUCUUGUCUAAUUUGAUUAACCUACGCAUUGCUUAGUCGCGUCAACUCUCUUGCCAACACACCGGCGAGUCCUCCUAGAGAACCUCGGAGCAUGAUCAACUUCAUUUAUAAUUCACCAAGACAAGUCAACAUUCUCAAGAAAAUCUAUAUUGUAUUUGAAUAGGCAUCAGACUGAGGAAUGGAAAGGAUGGAUGCAGGUAUUUUUUUAAUGUACAACUACUUCAAUGCAAAGGAAAUUUACAAUGCAAUUCGAGUUUUCAUUGCUUCAUAUGUGUGGUUGACUGGGUUUGGGAAUUUUUCUUACUAUUAUGUAUGAAAGGAUUUUAGGCUUGCUCGAUUUGCUCAGAUGAUGUGGUGCCUUAAUUUUUUUGUGGCAAUGCAUACUCUGUUUACCCUUAUGGUCUAUGGUGCACUUGGAAUUCUAAACAAAUACACUGAGAUUGGUGUUGUGAUUGCAAUAAAGUUUGCAGCUUGCUUUUCUGUUGUUAUUUUGAUCUGGGAGGUACCUGGGAUUUUUGAUGUUGUUUGGAGCCCAUUUACAUUCCUCCUUGGUUACAAUGAUCCAGAUCCUUCAAAGCCCAAGUUCCCUCGUUUACAUGAAUGGCAUUUCCGGUCUGGACUUGAUCGAUAUCUAUGGAGUAUCGGAAUGAUAUAUGCUUACUAUCAUCCAACAAUGGAGAGGUGGAUGGAAAAGCUUGAAGAAGCUGAAACAAGGAAUCGGAUAUCAAUCAAGACAUCUAUUGUUACAGUUUCACUAGUGAUUGGAUACUUUUGGUAUAAUUACAUUUACAAGCUAGACAAGCUUACCUACAACAAGAAUCAUCCGUAUACAUCUUGGAUACUGAUAUCUGAUUAUAUCUCCUUGAGGAACUUCACCCAACCAUUUCGUAGCUGUUCUCUGACACUUUUUGCUGAUUCUGUCCGAGUGCUGAGUUGAUGAACGCUGGAUACGUGGUGCUCCCGAUGAUGACGUGUAAACCUUCGACUGUUGCGAGCCUCCGGCGAGAACCUGCAAGUACAAAAUCGAGCCGGGAAGGGAUUCUCGGCAACGGCCCUCCGACGCUCAAGUCAACUCCGGCGGAAAGAGAGAAUGACGAGGAUGAGAACUGUAGCUACAGUGAUGUAGAAUGGAUACCUCCGUUGGAGUCUGGGGGUCCUUAUAUAGGGCUCCCGGGAGGAUGCGUGUACACAUCCCAAAGUGCGCACGCUCCUCAAAGCAUACAUGAAGUGGUCGUGUCAGAAAAGUGUGUCUGACGUCAUAACGUAACUGUCCGAGCAUAUCCCUGACAAAACAGUGGAAACUUCCACCGUACGAUUCUUUGUACGACCCGACCGUCGACCAUGUUGCCCGUCGACGGUAGUUGUCUCGAGGUCGAUGUCACCCACUGCUCCUUUUGUCCUAUUUUGCGUUGUUUGUCUGUUACUGUGCCGAGCAGGACGGCCGCUUAAGCCUCCCAGCAUCCGGUCAAGGGGCGUGCCGGGCCGAGUGGGAAGCUCGCUCGACCACACACUCGGACGAGCCGCACUGUUUGGCUUGGCGUUCAGUCGGGCGGACAGAACGCUCGGCUGACCAACUCCCCUUCUGAGUGUCGGCAACCUGACCUACGGUUCGGUUCGGCUGCGUGCUGGUUCGGCUGCUAUCUCGGCUGCUAGGCCAAGUCUUAUCUCCUAUCGGCGGGAACCAUUGGUGGGUCCCUUGGACAUUGACUUCCCGGCUCACGUGUCGUUGAUCACUACAUAUAUGGGCCCCUUUAUCCUUAC
Molecule: messenger RNA, 10199 nt
Organism: Zingiber officinale
Lineage: Eukaryota; Viridiplantae; Streptophyta; Magnoliopsida; Zingiberales; Zingiberaceae
Product: protein REDUCED WALL ACETYLATION 2-like
Exons: 10
Coding region: 8785-9375 (196 amino acids)
Biological process (GO): xylan biosynthetic process; xyloglucan metabolic process; plant-type secondary cell wall biogenesis
Cellular component (GO): Golgi apparatus
Molecular function (GO): acetyltransferase activity
Source: RefSeq, a predicted model, not a curated record